CUUUUGAAUUAUAACACGUGUUUUUGUCUCUCAUGUAUGGGCCUAUGGCCUUUGAAGAGAAGGGAAUGGAAUUGUUCUCGCAGUUCCUACACACAAUCACCCACUCAAACGAUCUCACCUCAAAGCUAGAGAGAGAAAGUAGAGAAAGAUGGGGGGCGGAAUGGAGACCAACAAGAACCGUUGGAUCGAGGACUGGGCUACUAACAGGGAGAAUCUCGAGCACCACUUCCGGUGGACCCGUCGCAACCUUGCCCUCGUCGGAAUCUUCGGCGUCGCCGUCCCCAUCCUCGUCUACAAAGGCAUCGUCAAAGAAUUUCACAUGCAAGAUGAGGAUGCAGGGAGGCCUCCCAGGAAGUUCUGGUUCACAUGAUGCGGUAUGUAGUUAUCUCUAUAAAUGUCGGCGGAAUUUCCAGGAUUCGUGAUCUUGUGGAAAAUUUACUGCCACAUCCUGUUUGUCAGUCGACCCUUUUUUAUAUUUUUGCUGAACAUCAUCCUCAGUGGCCGUCGAAGUUGAACAAAAUUGAUGUUUUUAACCAAUAAAAGGCUGACAUUGUAUGAAAUUUGAAUUGGCGGGAAGUGAGAGACUUGUGCUGAGUUGUUGUUCUAUGAGGAUUUGAGUUUUGGUGUUUCUA
This is a messenger RNA of Salvia miltiorrhiza (redroot sage), 632 nucleotides long. RefSeq lists its product as uncharacterized. The record is from RefSeq and is a predicted model, not a curated record. Lineage: Eukaryota; Viridiplantae; Streptophyta; Magnoliopsida; Lamiales; Lamiaceae. The coding region runs from base 149 to 370 and encodes 73 amino acids. The transcript has 2 exons.